Molecule: messenger RNA, 3606 nt
Organism: Rhipicephalus microplus (southern cattle tick)
Lineage: Eukaryota; Metazoa; Arthropoda; Arachnida; Ixodida; Ixodidae
Product: Fas-associated factor 2
Biological process (GO): ERAD pathway
Cellular component (GO): endoplasmic reticulum
Molecular function (GO): ubiquitin binding
Source: RefSeq, a predicted model, not a curated record
GUAAGCAAAAUGGCGGAAAGCAAUGACUUGUCAGCAUCCCAAACAGAGAAACUGUUACAGUUCCAGGAUCUCACGACGAUAGAGGACCUCGAAAGGUGUCGAGAAAUACUGAAUCGGCACAACUGGGACCUCGAGGUCGCCGUUCAAGACACGUUAAACAUCCAGGAGGGUACGCCUUCCGUCUAUUCGCCGCCUUCUAGUCGACAGCCAUCGGUUGUGGUCGAUCAUGCGGACCAAAGGUUAUUCUACUCAGUCCAGAGCUGGCAGCCCAGUGGUCUUCUGGGAUGGAGCAAAUUCAUCAUUACCUUCCCCUUCUCCUUCUUCUACAACACCUUGUUAAACAUCAUCCGGUACGCAUGGAGGAUAAUCUGGCCAGGGCCAAGAAGAUUGGGUACAGAUCCCCUGGCUGAUGUGCUGAACUUUAUUCAAGCCUUUGAGACCAGAUAUGGGAGCAAUCACCCAGUCUUUUAUCAGGGCACGUACAGCCAGGCCUUGAAUGAUGCAAAGCGGGAGUUGAAGUUCCUUCUCAUCUACUUACACGGCGAUGACCACCAAGACACGCCGACAUUUUGCAGGGACGUUCUGUCCUAUCAGCCACUGGUGGACUUCAUCAAUAGACACAUGCUGUUCUGGGCGUGUUCCGUCAACUACUCCGAAGGUUACCGAGUGUCCCAGGCGCUCCGGGAGAACACAUACCCAUUCCUGGCCAUGAUAGUUUUGCGGGAUCACCGUAUGACGGUGGUUGGCCGUCUUGAGGGCCUCAUGGAGCCGGACACUGUCUUGUUGCGGCUUCAACAAAUCAUGGUCGACAACGAGGCUGCUCUCAUAACGGCACGCAUGGAGAGGGACGAGCGAUCCUUGACGCAGAGCUUGCGGCAGCAACAAGACGAGGCAUACCAGGCCUCAUUGCUCGCUGACCAGGAGAAGGAGAGGCGGCGCCUCGAGGAGGUCAGGCGGCAACAGGAGGAGGAGCAGCGCCAGCAGGAGCAAGCCCUCCAAGAGCAGCAAAGGAAAGAGGAGAUUCAGCGCAUGAAGCUGGAGCUCGUGGACCAGAUCCCCGAGGAGCCUCCAGAUUCGGACCCUGGGAGCAUUCACCUCGUCAUCAAGCUUCCUACAGGAACUCGUCUCGAGAGGCGGUUCAGGCGGACACAGUCACUCAAGUAUCUGUACUUCUACGUCUUCUGCCAAGCGGACGCGCCCAACAGCUUCGAGAUCAUCACAAACUUCCCGCGACGGACACUGCCCUGUGAGCCCACGCGCGAGUGCCCCGAGCCUCCGAGUUUUGCCGAGAUCGGACUCGGGAAGACAGAGACUGUGUUUAUCCGCGACCUGGACGCGUGAGCAUCGCCGGACUGCAGCCGCCGACCUAGGUUUUUUCUCUUGCCGCUGCCGCCGCUGGUUUCUUUCGUUCCUUCUUCUCCAGCGUAGAACGCGUUGGCUGUUCGCAAUGACAAGUCCUCUGUUGUUUGUCUGUGUUCGGGGCUUUAGUUGUAGUCUCGAGACCGUUUAUCCUCGUGCUGUGCGCAGUUAUGAACUGAGAGUUUGCUCUUGUGUCACCUUGGAGCCAUCUGUUUAGCAUAAUUUUUCGUGGGAUGGGGAAAGGGUGGAGAAGAACAAUAGAGUUAUGCGAGCUAAUGCAUCAGAGGGUUUUCUAUUUUCGUUGCAUUCUCCUUUCUCCAGUUUCGCACUGCCUGAAUCGCAAUGGUGAAGCCCUGCCGCACGGUAGGGUGCAGCGCCACUUAUGACCGUACGUGUGUUGCUACCGAGCCUCGUACUUUUUUUGAUGACUUUGUUUCCUUGGGAGGGGAUAAGGAUGCAGACAUGCUGCAGCAAUUGCCUUUUUAGCCAUAAAUCAGUUAUUCACUCUUCCAAUAACAAUGGAAGUCAACCCAGCUUCACCUCAAUGACCAUGAGAUUCGUCUAUAUGUAGAUGUCAGUGGAUAGUCAUCAGACGUAAUGGACGAUCUGUGCCUGUUUAUUGCACACAGAGCUGUAGAAAAGUUUUUUUAUUUUUAUUUUUUUUUCAGUUGCAGUUUCUCAAAAUGCGAUAAAAAAGCUGGUUAAACCCGUGAGCAGACUCCAUGCCUAACUGCACUUGUUAACCUGUUUUUCCUUGUUUCGAUGGUUUGUCAGACUGGCUGUUUCUUUGUAAAGAAAAAAAUUGUGUUGAGUUCUAGCGAAUGGCUGAGCUACAUAUCCAGCACACGCCUGUUUCAGGGUUUUUAUUUCUGCUAUUUUUGAAUGACAUCCAGAUAUUUGCAUGACACCUCAUGUCUUUUUUUUUCUAUGUGUCUAAAUUUAAUGGAAGAUAGUGUUUUUCACAGAAAUGGGGAAAAAGAAUCAUGUUAGCCAGUCAAAGUGCGACAAAAAGUGUUGAUCAUUCGUUGUGAGGCAUUUAAUUACUAAAAGCUGCAUGCCAAGCUGGCCUAAGUAUUUCGUAUCAGCUCUACAACUUUCAGUGCCUGAUGAUUGUUAUAUACGGUUUGAAAGGCAUUUCUCCUCAUUGUAGACAAGUUGUAGCAUCAAAGGCUUAACUGAAUUGGUGUGAGCUAAGGUAUAGUGGACGAGGUCUAGAAAAGGGUUCUGAAUCGACGAACAUACAGAAUGGCAUUGUAAAAUACGUGCACAGGUUUUGUGAGAGAUGGCAGCUUGCCUCAGAAGCGGUGCGAGCUGUUUUGCAUUCAAUUAGAGUUGAGCGGUGCAUUUCAUUACUAUGCUUGCAGCAUUUUUUAUUGUUGAUUUCAGCGAAAUCUUUUUGUCGAUGAGAAAACAUGUUGAUGUUGUAGUGAGCAAACUCUGCUUUGAAUUGACCACCGAAUGGCAGGUUUUUCUGCCAAAAUCCCUGUCACUACAAUAAUGUACUGCGGCACUGAAUCCUAAAGCAAGCAUAUUUUAUUAAAUUAAAAUGGAAUACGUUUUGCCAUGUCGGUAAACGAAUUUCAAAGCCCAGCAUACAGGGUGGCUUUUAUAUGUCCAACAAAAAUUUUCUUUGUGGGGAAAAGAAAGCUUUUAACAAAUGUUUGUGCAGUCUAACCAUGCAUGCUUAGUUGCAUUGAACAUGUUACACUAUGGCGCUGCGCUGUGCAAAGAUGACAAUGCAUAAUGCAAUUUGACGGAACCUACCACUCCUGCCUCCCCAUGACUCUGACCUCGUGGUGUUGUGAAUCGAAAAUGUGAAAUUUUAACGUUGAGAGAUGCCUUUUUUUUCUUGCUUGAAUUUUUACUGCUGUAAAACAUUCAGUUGUUUCAAACAUGUUUGUCAUAGUUUUGUUGCAAUUGCACCGAGUAGCCCAGAGAGCAGCAUUUUUAAAAAUGCGAGCGCGUUUCAUUUGGGCUCUUUCAAUGUCAUGCUCUUUAGGUUCCUUGUUUUUCCCACUGUUGUCGGCACCGUGCAGCAUGAUGUAAUUAUUUAUAUGGAGAAGUAUCUACAACAUUUAUAGGAGAUAUGAAGAGAAAGGGUGAAGCUUUGUGGCGUAUUUUGAGUGCAAGCAAUGCACUGGUUGUGUGUUGCCCAGCUACUAAUUUCGAUCUAGCCACGAGCUCAGCUGAUGUGCCUGAUUUUUACAUCAAUAAAAAAAAAAAUGAAUACUGUAUUUUUGCCCUUUG